Coturnix japonica (Japanese quail) is the source of this 7638-nucleotide messenger RNA. It is a transcript of the gene ATMIN, whose product is annotated as ATM interactor. Gene Ontology annotation, molecular function: DNA-binding transcription factor activity, RNA polymerase II-specific; transcription cis-regulatory region binding. NCBI's taxonomy places the organism in Eukaryota, Metazoa, Chordata, Aves, Galliformes, Phasianidae. Gene Ontology annotation, biological process: positive regulation of transcription by RNA polymerase II. Gene Ontology annotation, cellular component: nucleus. The record is from RefSeq and is a predicted model, not a curated record.
CCCUCCAUGUCCCCACCCCCGGAAGCGCAGCCCGAGCACCUGACAUCAACAUGGCGGCGGCGGGGCGGCGCGCUGUGGGCCCGGGGCAGCCACCACCACCCGUGGGGGACCCGCCGCCCGCUCGCGAACUAGUGCGGCCCUCGGUAACGGAGCUGUCCCAAGUGAGGACCAACAUCCUGUGCACCGUGCCCGGCUGCGGGAAGGUGCUGCCCAACAGCCCGGCCCUCAACAUGCACCUCAGCAAGGCCCACCGGCUCCAGGAUGGAAAAUUUAAUGCACCAAUAAGGAAGGGUUUGAAAACUCCACAGAAAUUCUACUGCUGCCCGAUUGAAGGCUGCCCCAGAGGACCAAACAGGCCAUUUUCCCAAUUUUCUCUUGUAAAACAGCACUUUAUGAAGAUGCAUGCUGAAAAGAAGCACAAAUGUGAUAAAUGUAGUAACUCCUAUGGUACAGAAUGGUAUUUGAAACGGCAUAUAGAGGACUGUGGCAAGACUUUCCGGUGUACUUGUGGGUGCCCCUAUGCCAGCAGACCGGCAUUACUGUCUCAUAUUUACAGAACUGGACAUGAAAUUCCUGCGGAACACAGGGAUCCUCCUAGUAAGAAAAGGAAAAUGGAAACCUCUGUACAUAAUCAGCAGUUGGCAGAGAAAGGAAAUAAAACAUUCGUCGAUACACACAGUAAUAACCCUGGGACUCAGGAGCUGGAGUCAUCUGAAGUGAAACUAGUGGCAUCUUUUGAAGGUUCCUGCAAUUCUAACUUCACAAAGCAAGUGCACCCGAAAUGUACACCCAAGAUGCUUUUGCCAAAGCCCAAGGUGGCUUUGGUUAAACUUCCAGUGAUGCAGUUUGCUCACUUGCCUGUGUAUGUAUCCGCAACAGAUUCUUCUGUCAAGCCUGUUGUAGUGGCUGUUGAUAAUCAAGGUUCAGUUGUAAGUACUGUUCAUUUAUUGCCUCAAUCUGUGGGAAUUCUGAUUCCAGCACUGGAGGCGGAAACACUUGUAUUUAAAGAUACUAUGCCAGUUUCAAAAGUGACAAAUUCUGGUGAUAAUGAAGCAGUAAGUACUGGUGUACAAGUCGACUUGGAUAAGGUUACGUCAAAUAGCCCAGGACAAGAGCUGGGGAAUGUUUGUCACAAGAAUAAAAUUUCUUCAAUAAAUGUACAGACUGACUUAUCUUAUAUUUCUCAAAAUUUUGUACCAGCUGCAGCCUGGACUCCUGAUUCUUCUGUAUCUUCUUGUUCUCAGACAGAUCUGUCAUUUAGUUCACAGGUUUCGUUACCCAUCAGUGUACAAACACAGACGCUGCUGCCUGCUUCCAAAGUGACUUCAUCCAUAGCUGCUCAGACUGAUGAUUUUAGUCAGGCUUGUUUUCCAACAUGUGGCAUUUCUAGAGAGACUCAAACCAGUAGGACGCAGGAUUCUAUUGAUGGACGAGCACAAAUGGACCAGGCUGUAAUGUGCAGUGACAUCUUUGAAAAUGUUCAUUCGUCAUUUAAUGUUGCUACUCAAAUUGAACUUCCAGAAAAUAACUUAAUGACUACAAACAUAGAUCAAACCUUGCUGCAAAGGAGUAAUUGCAAGAGCCUCAAUCAAGACACAGUGAAGUCUGAAUCUCUUAUUGGCUUCAGUACCCAGGCUAAUAUACUUCCACCUCAAAAUACAAUGGAUAAUCAAACCCAGACAAUGGACUUGCUAAGUGAUCUGGAAAAUAUCUUUUCAGGAAACAUGUCUGGCCAGACACUGGAUAAUCGUGGCCUUUUGUCUGAGACUAGUUCUAAUGCUGACACGCAUCUGCCAUCUGGUUCAUCACAGAGCACUGGAAUAGACUUUGACAUUGAAGAGUUCUUUUCAGCAUCCAAUAUCCAAACUCAGACUGAAGAGAGUGAGCUUGGUACCCUGCCCUCUGAGCCAGUUUUGGAGUCACUGGACAUCGAAACUCAAACUGAUUUCUUAUUUUCAGAUAGUGCCACUCAAUCAUAUAGCUGCAGAGGAAAUUCUAACUUCUUAGGCUUGGAGAUGUUUGAUACGCAGACGCAGACAGACUUGAAUUUCUUUUUGGACAGCAAUACCCAUCUGCCUUUAGGGAGUAUUCUGAAGCAGUCUAGUUUCUCCAUGAGCACUGACUCAUCAGAUACAGAAACCCAGACAGAAGUAUAUCCUGCCACUAAAAACGUACCUAAUCAGAACAUAGAAAGCAAAGUCCAGCUCAGUAGUGCUGAAACACAGACUAUGGAUAGCUGCUUUGAGAAUCUUGGGAAUUUAUUCCUUACCAGCAACGAGACGCAGACAGCAAUGGAUGACUUUCUUCUAGCUGACUUAGCCUGGAAUACAAUGGAGUCCCAGUUCAGUUCAGUAGAAACACAGACCUGUGAAGAGCUGUGCUCCUUGUUUCAGAGCUCUGACAAGCCCAGUCAUUGAGUGCUGUGCAACAGAACUGUUUCCUGUGGUUUGAAAUUAAGUUAUUGGGGUGGGAGAGAUGCAUCGACCAAGUAACCCAUUUCACAUUGUUGAAUGUAGUUAUUGUGUGCGGUUGGCCUAAAAGACUUUUCAUGCUGAAGGUACUUCACUGAAAAUGUAACUUCAAUAUAAGUUAUAUGUGCAUAAGGGGGGGGUUGGGAGGGGGACAAAACAUGUUAAUGUACAUUUGAACCUUAAAAAAACAGUUUGUGGUGCCUAUGUUUUUUGCUCAAUCUUCUUUACAAACUGCUUCAUUUAAACCGAAGAACCUUUUGAAAGUGUCCCAUGUAUAUCUCCAUGUAUAUCUAUUUCUGGCUUAUGUAUAGGGUUCCACUGUGCUAGACCAAAACCUGCCCUGUCCAAUUCAGAUGCUUCCCUGAAUUCUCUUAGUGUAAGCUACUUCUGUUGAUGUUUUUUAGGAGCUUAGUGUCUGGUAUGAACAUAAUAAGCCGUAUUGUUUUUUCCUUUAUGCCUUCACAGCUCUUUCUCCUGUUUAAGUUGCAGUGUUCUGAACACCCGUCCAACAGCCAUAGAUACAUGUAGACUUGAAUUAUGGAAUACCAAUGAUCUGCAAAAUAUGUAGAAAGCAGUAGCUGUUCUUCCCAGAUGCUACUAAUGCCCAUUGAAGGGUAGAAAAAGAGCUUAGAAUGCAUAAUCACUUGGAAAAUUGUUAUGAUGUCCUUUUAGCUCGUGUCAUAAAUGGGACUAAAGUAAUUUAAACUCUUUGAAGGGAUUUGCUUGAAUUAUUUCUUACUGUAAGACACAAAUGUUACGAUGUUUGUGCCUCAAAAACUGGAAUAGUUUGUUUUCUCUGAAAUCCCCCUAGUUUCCACAAAGAUGUAAGUUGGGAAAUGUCACAAUGGUUUAUAUUUCCACUACCUUAACAAAAACCAUCAAAGUUGAGAAACUGAAUUCUUUACCUAUACUUGGAUUUCAGCUUCCAGAACUGAUGCAAACUCAACUGCAUACAACAAGGCCGGAAGAUGUGCUCACAAAAACCCUUUCAGAAAAGAUGUAUUUUGCUUUUGCACAUUGAUCUGCAGCAGGUGCUUCCUGCAGCUUUUGGAAAGUUUUCUGAGUUGUAAUCAAAAACUGGGACUGAUCUGUCAAAGACAAACAUGUGACCUCUUGGAUUUCUGUAUGUUUAUUUUACCCUUCGUAUUGUGCUUGUAGCAGAUGUAUUGACAUGGAAGAAUACAAAGCCGGUUGUGAAUGUAUGCUGGAAUUUGGCCUUAACUGAUUCUUAUCUUGUUGUAGUGCCUGCAGAAAUGUAGGCCUCUGGUUUUGUCCUGGACAGGUUUUAGUUUCUAUUACGUUAACUGAAAAAUGAAACAUCUUUAUGUCAUAUUCCCGGGCUUUACUCCUCUGCUGUUGGAUGUACUGGUUAUGUGUUUACUAGGCGUCCCACCAGUAACAGAUGUCUCAGCUGUAGUUUUCAAAGACUUGCUAUGCUUUGUGCACAGCUUCAUAUCCUCAGCUCGAGGAUAUGGGAGUGCAGUUACUCACCCAACACAACUAGCUUGUUGUCUUGAAAAUGAGCAAUACCUUUUGAUUUUAUUAUCUCAUCUCACCCCUCUUUAAAUUGCCAUACUUAAUUCAACACAGUAUCUGAUAGGUAUCAGAAUCCUACGCUGGUGCCCUGUGUCUUUCAGUUUGGAUAUAUUAAAUGUUUUUCUGCAAACGCAAAGGCUGCAAUCAGGCUGUUUAUAGUUGCUGGAUCCCACAGGAAAGCUACUGAAACCUGGUCCGAAAUAUCAUGAGUCAAUAUUACUUAUUCUUAAAAGUGAAACAAUUUACUUUAAAUGGGUAAUUGACUAUUUUGAGCAUUGUUUUCAAAAUAAACUUCUCUGAGAGCUAUUUCUUGGUAGUACUAAAAUGAUACUUAUCUCCCUUUUUCUGCAGUUUGUCUCUGAUUUGAUUUUCAAGGCACUGACUCUGUUGUAAGUAUUGGUCAGUAGUGACUUACUGUUUUGUUAAUUCUCUCCUCUGUGUCCUCCGCUGCCAUUUGAGCCGCUAUAUGAGAAGUAACAUCAGGUUGUCCACAACCUCAUAGCACAAACUUUUAUCUGGAAGUGAUACUAAUAUUACUUGUGCUUUCUCUUUGCUUUUCCUGCUUCAUUAAGUUACGCUGCCAUUGCUAGCUCUUGAUCUGGAAGUCUGUAAAUAUUAUUCUAAAACUCAAUUAGUAGUUUAAUUAGUCUGAUUAGUGGUAGACUUGUGCAUUUCCUUCGUAUUGUCAAAAUACAGAAUACAAAUAUUAUCCCCCAUUGGAUGUUAUUGUGCAUGGGUGGGCAAAGCUGAGUAGUGUACUUGAAACUUUUGGCUUCUGAGAGAACACUGUUAGAAAAGUGAACUGUGUUCCAUUUUCAAGGUAUGUGAAAAUUUUAACAAGGGAAACAAGUAAAUGUAGGACACACGUUCUGUGAGAAGCACAAAACAGCCCUCAAAAAAAAGAGAAAAAAAAAAUAGAGUUCUGUCUUACAUCAUGUCUUGUUGCCUUCUAUGUGUGUUUGUAUGACAAUAGAUGGAGUUUCUUCUAUAUUUGGAGUUAGGUUUGUGUCUGUUUCUACAACCAUGGAUGUAAAAGCUUGUUUCUGCUUUGGGAAAGGAGGGAAUCUUUCCUCUGGCUCUUAAUGGCGGCCUAAGAGAUCUUGCUAGUUUAAAGUCAAUGUAUUAAUGCUCCGGAAUCUUAGCUAUGCAAAGCUGUUUGUGUCUAGAAACUUCUCACUUCCAAAGGACUGGAAUCUUGAGGAAAACAAUACUUGCAGCUGUUUAACUUUAAAAGCUGUAAAAAAAAGUCCAGCUUUAAACAAGUCAGUGUCUGUAACUUAAUGUAUGUAACUAACACUCCACAUUUUAUUCCAAGACUGACUCACCCAUUUUCUCAGUUGAAAACAAAAGGUUCAAUUUCCCUGUUAGCCUUAUACCUUGAGAGUGCAGAGGCAACAAAGAAAAGUGACUGCCUUCCACUGUUCUGAGUCUUUAUCCUGGUAACACACAGUCAUGUGCUGAGUCAGAUGCAGGCUGGUCUUUCUGUGUGGCUGAGUACAAGAUGUAAGCAUUGGCAGGAUUGGGAUCUUUGGGUCCUCAGGGCUUUUUGGUUGUUUGAUUUUGACUUUUUUUUUUUAAUAACCUUUCAAAUGCAGGAUAAGUAAGAUCAAUAGAACCAUAUUGAAUCAAAGUAAGGUGCUAGACUUGCAAAAUGUUACUGAAAUGACAACUCAGAGUUGAACCAAACUCUCUUGCCUUUAUUACCAGGUUGUACAGCUUCCUUUUGGCUACUUUAUUUUUUUUUUUAACAUCAUCUUUAUGUGCAAUUUACAGUUUCAAAUACAUUCACACCAAAAUAUUUUUUAUGUUGUAAGCUUUUUCAUUCCUGUUUGGUUGAAGGUGCUGCUAUGCUCGUGUUCAUAAUAGAUCUACUGUAAACAGACCUCCUUAACAAUUUCACUUGAACACUAUGAGGAUAGGGCUGUUGAACAGCAAGCUGCUUCAAUGCAUGAUGCAAACACGCAUCUUUUGUUCCUCCUCUUGUGAUGGAUUUUCAUUUGAUCUGUUGUUUCUUUCUGUGGUUCACGUGAAUCCAAAUGGGUGCUAAAAGGGUUUGCUGGUUAGAGCAUAACUGCAUUUUCUUGUUUAAAGUGCCAUUGCUACGCAGUGAGCAGCAUCAAGGAACUACACUGUUCAGUUCUGUGUUGCCAUGCAGACAGGUUGAUGUUUGUCUUGAUGUGUGUGACUCUUCCACUUUACUGAAAAAAUGUCAUCAGACAGCCUGAAACAGCAGAAAUUCCUGACUGAGCUGCAGAUCUCUAGUAAAAUAACACAAGUCCUUCACUUCUCAUUCUGGUUUUUCAGGAGUAUCUUCAACAUAACUAGCAAUGGAGUAUGGUGGAUGGCUUGUGAUGAAGUCAGCCAUGACGUAUCCAUUUCACAAUGAGUAAUGCUUUACAUGCAUGCUUCAGGCACUUGCAUGCAGAGCUAGAUUGACAAUACUGUUUUAAAGGUAUUUGCAAGUGCAUCUAUGAUAAAAAUAAAGCUAAAUAUAAAAGUAGCCAUAUUUUUUCAACUUACAGAAUUCAAAACCUUAUAAUGACCUAGUUUAAACUUGUAGCUAUUUAGAAUGAUGAGGAAUACAUCUCAUGGGUGAGCCUUUCCCAAAGCAUGUGUGAGUUAAUAAAGCUGAGAUAUGUCCUUAAAAUAUUCUUCUCAUCACUGGUGGGAUUUUGAUCUAGCAGACAAAUCUGGUUUUCAAAGGAUGUUCAUGUUUGAUUCUCGCUAUUUAAGCCAAUAAACUUGCAAUAAGCAGAGAAAAGCAAGUAUUCGUUUCUGAUACCUGUUUUACAAGUGACAAUCCCAAAGAAAGAAUGUUGUCCUAGCAAUUGUGAAACAUUUUAAGUAUGUUAAUGCAUGCAGGAAAAACAACUGUGCCAAAAUACUGAUUCAUAUUUCCUUAUGUUGGAAACUAAACUGUUAUGCAGAGCUACUAGUAAGUUAUUCACACAAGCAUUGAAGCCUUGUGUUCACAAAUGAAGCACUUAUUUAGUCCUGUAAAUUAUACAUAUUUUGGAAUAAAGUGAAUUUCAAUCCAUUUUUGCCUUCUGUUUUCUGCUGUGAUCUUCUGUAGAAGCACAAGUAGGGCAUACAGUGCCUGUUAGUGGGUACCACCCAUUGCUCCGUAACAUCUAAUCUUUGGAAAGCCAGAUCUCUUUUAAAUUAGUAAAGUUUUUGUAACUUACAGCAGGAAUCUUACAAUCAAAACCAGACAGGGCAGGUCUGCCCUGCAGACAGCAGUCAGACACUUCAAACAGUCUGUCCUCAUGCAGCUUUCAGAGGUGUCAGGAUGGUCUACAAGGCAGGACAGAUUCUUAAGCUUGAGAGGAAGAUUAUGGCUGUUUAGAAAUCAGGAAAGCUCCACCCAUUUGUUAAAUGCUUUCUUGUUUGGUGUUGAUGAGAAUUUACUGUUAUUCCUUCUGUUGGCAGUGAAAGCACCCCUGACCCAUUUGCACUCAGAUUCUGAAUUUCCUUUGCCUAAAGAAAUUGCAUCUUGGCAAGCUGACUGUGUUCCAUCAAAACAAUUGAAAGGAGAGGCAAGUUUUCUUUCUGGCUCCAGGAUUUGAUAUGUCCUGUGGAAUCAGUCCUUGAGAGGUUUGGACAUCAUAAUAAAGAGCUGAUUUAACUUUCA